ACAUGGAACCUAUUCAGCCAACCAUAUAAAAUAUGAGGGAAUCUUGAGGACCUCACUUCAGUCUUGGAGAUCCACCGAGGAACAUCUCCUGAGACGCAACACAUCAAGAGAGAGAGUGCAGAAGAACCGAGAAGAGAUGGCAUGGCUGAAGGCUCUCCUCUACCUCACAACCAUCUCCAUGGUUCAGGGGUUGCCGGCUUUUCUGCAAGCAAACCAAAAAAGAAUUCCUCUUCAGCAAUCUAAUCACGGAUUAAGAACCUCAAGCAGUCUGGAUGGACAAGCCUACUCUCACAAUAUGAAGUACUCGCCUUUCAUGAUGCAGCUCUAUCAGACCCUCAUUAUGGGCAACGACACGGGUCUGUCCACCCUGGAGCAUUCCGUCCUUCAAGACUCAGACACCGUCCUAAGCCUCACUGCUAAAAGAUGCACCAAGAAGGGCAAUCAUCGAUCCCUCUACUUUGACAUGUCCUCUCUCUCAAGCAGUAUUGAGAUUCGAUUGGCAGAGCUAAGGAUUCACCUUCCUUCUUCAGAGAAAACACAAGAUAUGGAACUGCAGGUCUAUCACAGCAAAGAAGGUUCCAAGAGCCUGCGUCUGGGAUCCUUUGACAUUGAUUCCUCUAUCACACUGGGUGGCUCCUGGAAAGUCUUCAACCUCACCAAAAUUUUGAAUACUUCUCUCCCCCGGCAUCACAGUUCCGAUUAUGAAGACUUCACAGGGGGCGAAGGCUCAACACAGAGGGAUCAUGAGAACAGCUGCACAGACAUAUCUACUGACAGAGUUGUACUGAUGGUGUUCACCAAGGAUAAUCCUUCUGCCAAAGUCAAUGGAUAUCCCAACCUCAUCCAAACAGUGGAGGCCUCUAAAUAUGUGAUGACACCAGAAACAUCAAGCGAACAAGGUAUUAAGAAACAAAGGAAGAACAGAAACAUAAAACACAGCAUCUUGAUGAACAACUUCCCAUCCAGAACCAUAGAAAAUGGAAAACCCCUGUGCCGAAGGGUUGAUAUGAUGGUGGACUUUGAGAAGUUCGGGUGGGGGAACCUGGUUAUCUACCCCAAGAAGUUCAAUGCCUACAGAUGUGAAGGAGCCUGUCCCAUUCCUUUGAGUGAGAUGUUCAAACCAACCAACCAUGCCUACAUUACGAGUUUGGUGAAGCUUUACAAUUCAGAGAAAGCUGAAUGCUCCUCCUGUGUCCCGGUGAAGAUGAGACCCUUGUCCAUGCUAAUGUAUGAAGAUGGAGAUGUGGUCAUGAAGCACCAUGAAGAUAUGAUUGUAGAGGAAUGUGGAUGCCACUGAGGAUCAACAA
Messenger RNA from Nanorana parkeri, 1307 nucleotides. RefSeq names its product nodal homolog 2-A-like. Gene Ontology annotation, cellular component: extracellular region. Gene Ontology annotation, biological process: SMAD protein signal transduction; BMP signaling pathway. The record is from RefSeq and is a predicted model, not a curated record. Gene Ontology annotation, molecular function: cytokine activity; growth factor activity; type I activin receptor binding. Bases 137 to 1297 code for a protein of 386 amino acids. The transcript has 3 exons. NCBI's taxonomy places the organism in Eukaryota, Metazoa, Chordata, Amphibia, Anura, Dicroglossidae.